AUGCCAGUGCAAGUAGAGGAAGAUGUAAUGAAGAGGAAUGAAAAUGAAAGGCCAAUUGUGAAAGUCAGAAAGAGAGCCUGCUUGGAGCCCUGGGUUAUCGGCCUCAUCACCUUUAUCUCCCUGAUUGUGCUGGCAGUGUGCAUUGGGCUCAUUGUCCAUUAUGUGAGAUACAAUCAAAGGAAGACAUACAAUUACUAUAGCACACUGUCAUUCACAAGUGACCAGUUGUAUGAUGAAUAUGGAAAAGAAGCUUCGAAAAGUUUCACAGAAAUGAGCCAGAAAAUUGAAUUAAUGGUGAAAAAUGCAUUUGACAAAUCUCCACUGAGAAGAGAAUUUAUCAAGUCUCACAUUAUCAAGUUCAGUCAAGAGAACUAUGGAGUGCUGGCUCAUAUGCUGCUGAUUUUUAGAUUUCGUUCUACUGAGGAUCCUGAGGCCAUGAAUAAUCUUAUUCAGCGUAUUCUGCAUGAAAAACUGAAAGAUGCUGUAGGACCCCCUGAAUUAGACCCUGCAUCAGUGGAAAUUAAAAAAAUCAACAAGACAGAAACAGACAAAUUUCUGAACAACUGCUGUGGGACUCGAAGGAAUAAAACCUCAAGAGAGAGUCUCAGAAUUAUUGGUGGGACAGAAGUGGAAGAGGGUGAAUGGCCAUGGCAAGCUAGCUUGCAAUGGGAUGGGGCCCACCGCUGUGGAGCGACUUUAAUUAAUUGUACAUGGCUUGUGAGUGCUGCUCACUGCUUCAGGAUUUAUAAGAAGCCAGCCAGAUGGACUGCUUCCUUUGGAGUAACAAUAAAGCCUCCAAAAAUGAAACGCAACAUCCGAAGGAUAAUUGUCCAUGAAAAAUACAAAUAUCCAUCACAUGACUAUGAUAUUGCACUCGUAGAACUUACUAGCUCUGUUCCCUACACAAAUGCAGUACACAGAGUUUGUCUCCCUGAAGCAUCACGCCAGUUUCAAUCAGGUGAUGAGAUGUUCGUGACAGGAUUUGGAGCCCUGCAAAAUGAUGGUUAUAGUCAAAAUACUCUUCGGCAAGUACAGGUGGAUUUCAUAGAUACUAAAACCUGUAAUGAACCACAAAUUUACAAUGAUGCUAUAACUCCUAGAAUGUUAUGUGCUGGUUCCUUGAAAGGAAAAAGAGAUGCAUGUCAGGGUGACUCCGGAGGCCCACUGGUCACUUCCGAUGCUAGAGAUAUCUGGUACCUUGUUGGAAUAGUGAGCUGGGGUGAUGAAUGCGGGCAACCCAACAAGCCUGGUGUUUAUACAAAAGUGACUGCCUUCCGAGACUGGAUCACUUCCAAAACUGGUCUCUAA
Molecule: messenger RNA, 1308 nt
Organism: Condylura cristata (star-nosed mole)
Lineage: Eukaryota; Metazoa; Chordata; Mammalia; Eulipotyphla; Talpidae
Product: transmembrane protease serine 11E
Exons: 10
Coding region: 1-1308 (435 amino acids)
Biological process (GO): proteolysis
Cellular component (GO): plasma membrane; extracellular region
Molecular function (GO): serine-type endopeptidase activity
Source: RefSeq, a predicted model, not a curated record